Molecule: messenger RNA, 1881 nt
Organism: Aspergillus neoniger CBS 115656
Lineage: Eukaryota; Fungi; Ascomycota; Eurotiomycetes; Eurotiales; Aspergillaceae
Product: Aldo/keto reductase
Exons: 14
Coding region: 1-1881 (626 amino acids)
Molecular function (GO): oxidoreductase activity
Source: RefSeq, a predicted model, not a curated record
AUGUCGCAGUGCGAUGGUCAAGCAUUCUCGUUUCCAGUCUCCCCAGUAAUUGUGGCGGACGGCAUUUCGAAGAAAAGGAUCAUUGACCAUGUUGUUUUAUUGGUUUGGAUAAUAACAAAAGUAAUAACAGAACUUGCUUUGUUCCGUCGACCGUUGAAAGUCGUUAGCCUUGGUUCUUCGGCCUGGGCUCAGAGAUAUCGGAUUGAUGUCGAGGCCCAGGAACACACAGAUAGCUAUUUCAUGAAAAUAUCAUUUGGGGAUCAUGGCAGGGAAGCCCUCAAGGGAGAAUUCGAAUCUACUUUGGCAAUCCAUAGCAUAGUUGGAAGCUUCACUCCCAGGCCAAUCAAAUGGGGAUCCAUCAAAGCUCUUUCAGGUGCACAUUAUUAUCUCUGUCGUUUCUACGACUUUGCGGAACAUGCUCCUAAACCAGCAGAGUUUUGCCAGAAUAUCGCCUUUCUCCAUUCGAGGAGCGAUUCGCCAAGCGGCAAAUUCGGGUUUCACCUUGUGACAUACAACGGCGACCUGCCUCAGGAGAAUGGCUACAUUGACACGUGGGAGGAAUUCUUCCCGAUCGGAUUUAGGCACAUGGUAAAUAUGAACAUAGAACGUGGUGGGCCGUGGCCUGAGCUGGAAGGCCUAGACACUGCUAUGAUUGACAAAGUGAUCCCCCGCUUGUUAAGGCCAAUGGAAACAGGAGGGCGGUCCAUUAAGCCAUCCCUCGUCCAUGGAGACCUGUGGUGCGGAAAUGUCGCAGUCGAUUCAGCCACAGGGCGGCCGCUUAUAUAUGAUCCUGCGAGCUUUUAUGCGCACAAUGAGUACGAGUUGGGCAAUUGGCGUCCUGAGCGAAAUGGGUUUGACAGAAGCUUCUUUGAUGCCUAUCAUUCAAUUAUUCCAAAGACUGCCCCAACAGAAGACUACAAUGACCGGAUUGCGCUGUAUUCAUUGCGUUUUAAUCUACAAGCCGCGGCCCUCUUCCCCGAGGAUGCUAGCUUUCGAAACUCGGUAAUUGAAGAAAUGAGACAUUUGGUUGCAAAGUACCCGGGAGGCUACGAGGAGUAUGCCAGGAUGCUCUCUGUCGGCCUCGGCACCUUUCAAAGUGAUGAUGGCAACGGAAACGUAAAGCAGGGUGUUCUACAAGCACUGCGCUUCGGCUACAGACACACAGACACCGCUAUUGCUUAUGGAAAUGAGAGGGAGGUUGGUGAGGUCAUCAAGAAGAGCGAGAUAUCUCUGGAGGAGAUAAUUAUUACCACUAAGCUAGCCCUCGACCUCAGCUUAGAGAGGCUGCAAUUGGACUAUGUCGAUUUUUAUCUGAUGCAUUAUACGACAGAGUUCUUGACUGGAUACAAUACAAUCCGUCAUCCUCAUGAAAAGGUUCUCUCACUUGACCAUGAACUGUCGAGAGAUUAUCCAUCGACCUGGACAGCCAUGGAGAUACUGCUGAAGAGACUUGUCGAAUCAUCUAGAAUUCCUCCUGCAGUCAAUCAGAUCGAACUUCACCCGCCCGCUACAUAUGUACCCCAAGUUGAGCUUGUGGACUUUUGCAAAAUCAACAGCAUCCACGUAGCUGCUCGCCAACCACUCGGCGGCAAACCAGUAGCAGCUGUGAACCAGAUAGCCAAAAUAGCGGCAAAGAAUGGGCUUUCGCCAGCCCAAACCAUACUAUCCUGGAUCGUCCAACAAGACAUAUCCGUCACUCCCAAGACUGUCCAGGAGAGCAGAAUGGUAGAGAACCUCGACCUAACACAGUUACCCGAUGAGGACAUGUCAAGGAUGUCCCACAUAUCAAAAAAGAAAGGAGAAGUCCGCUACCUCGAUCCGAAACACCACGUUGACUUCGACAUUUUCGACGAGCAACACGAUCAGCCAGUGCAGGAAUGA